CAGCAACAAUGAUGAAGUGCAGCAACAAGACACAGGCAGCAACAAGAAGAGCAAAACAGACUCACUAGUUCAGAGGUGGAGGACUGCAGCCUUGGCACUGAAUGAUGCCCUCCAAGCUGCCCUAUUCAGCCCUCAGGGCUCCCCCUGAAUCACAGCCCUCUCAUCUGCCCACAACCUUCAGUGACUCUGUUCCCUGUGCUCUUCAAGUGAUUUUAUGUGGCUAGAAUGUAACAUUGGAAGGUGAUUAUGUCUCUUGUUUUGCUGCAUUGAAGAUGGAUAUCUACAUAGCUGGAAUGUAGUCUACUGCACAGAGGUAAGAAUCACAUCCGUUGCCUCACUCAGUCACAUCUAUUUUGCCUCUGGUCUCAACCACCACAGCCAAGUGACUCCCAGAAAGAAUACAACCUUCAGAAUGAAAUAGUUCACUUCCCCCUGUAGUCUUCUGGGUGGUAAAUAGCACAAAACAUUAAUGUAUAUGAAACUUUCUACUGUGCCAAAAAGUCCAGCUGACGCUUUCCAAGGGACAUUUAGGGGAAGAACAAAUAGAGAAACUUGGUGCAAUGUUGUGAGCCGGGAUACUUGUGCUUCAGGGUACAAGUGGCAGUCUUGUCUCACCUCUUUGUUGUUCUUAUUGAAGGAGGAAUUUUGUCCCCACUGGUGGUGGUGACGCCCCCAGGAUGGUCUGGCAAACAUUUCCCCCAAAUACAUCUCUGGAAGAAGGCAACACUGGUAUUGUUGUAUCCUUUGCCUCACUCCUGUUUUGCCACCCUGGGUUCCUUGGGGAGGAAGAGUGGGAUAUAAAUGCAAAUGUUGUUGCACAUUUACAUCAUGGUUGUUAUAUUUUAAUGGGGUUGCAUUGUUCUGUAUUUUUAGUUAUAUUGUGUUCCAACAAUGUUGUGCAGUUGGAUUAUAUUUCUGUAAACCACUUAUAAGCCAUCUGGGCAUUGAGAGAUAUAAAUAAUAAUAAGCCAUUCAUCCCUACAAAACAAUUCCCCUUGCCAUGGUGAUUCAUAAAUGAUUUACUUAGGAGUGAGCAAUGAGGUAGUCCAGUGUGUUGAUGAUACCAAAGGAACUGUGAAGAACUCCAAAAGGAACUACCUAGAAUGAGUGAAUUUGUCCCAUGAAAAUACAUUGUCAGGACUUCUCAAUGCUCUGUGUUGCAUUCCAGAUUUUUCCGUAUGGUUUGACCAUAUGCCUCAUAUGAGUACAAGAAUUUGAAGCAUUAGUUGUCCUAGUCAUUGUGACAUAUUUUAUGAUGCAACUGACAAGCCACUUUCAUAUGUGAAGAAACACCCAUCCUCAUUGGUAAAAGCCAUUGUGAUGUCAUCAUUAAGCAAGCACAGCUUUCUAGGACCAAAAGGGCCUGGAGAAAACCAGUAUAUCUUCCUGAAAAGUCAUGCCUCGCGCAACAUGUCACUGUUGCUUGACAUGUCCAUGUUGCCCAGGUUGUCCGUGCUGCUAUGAAUUAGUUAGGUUUCGGCGUUACUUGUUCAGCAGAUCCAUAUUCGCAUGCUGCUUGUGUUGGCGUUUUCUAUGCAGCGAUGAACGGAACUGUGACUGCUUCUACUGUCCACACAGCGAAGAUGAAACCUGUCAGUGCUGCCACUGCACAUGCUCACAGAACCCAAAUUGCCGCUGCUGCUGCUGCUCCUGUGCUAAUAAUCCACACUGCAAGUACUUGUGCUGCACAGAUGAGAAUGAUGACUGCCAGUGCUAUGAAAGCACGUGCUGCAACUACCUCAACUAUAUACCUUACAAGCAUCGGUACAGACUUAGAAGGUAAGAGUUUGACAGAACUAUGGUUUGUUUUAGAAGCCAGUAAUCAUUAACCCAUUUAGGAGCUUAGAGUCCUUUGAAAAACUACUGUGGAAAAACCCCAAUGUUAGCACUACACAUUUAGCCUCUUUCCAUUUUAAACCUUCGUUAAUACACAUACAUUUCCAUUUCUGCAUCAAUUAAAUCAAUUAUACUUAACACUGGGGACUGACCAAGGGGCUUUCUACAUGCCCUUAAUCAAUGGGGUAUUAGGCAACACAGAUAUGGCAUCCUAUCCUGUGGUUAGUUGGGUGCUGUCAGUGGCAAGAGGGCCUUCUCAGUAGUGGCACCAGCUUUGUGGAAUUCCCAUCAGAUGUCAAGGAAAUAAACAACUAUCUGACUUUUAGAAGACAUCUGAAGGCAGCCCUGUUUAUGGAAAUUUUUAAUGUUUGAAGUUUUAUUCUGUUUUUAAUGUUCUGGGAGCUGCCCAGAGUGGCUGGGGAAACCCAGACACAUGGGUGGGGUAUUAAUUAAAUAAUAAUAAUAAUAAUAAUAAUAAUAAUAAUAAUAGAUCUACAUCCUAGAUUUAAGACCCUAUUCAUUGGACUAGACACAGGGAAUCUAUGCAACUGAAGCUGCCAUCUCAUACAACACGUACCAACUGAUGACCAAUACUACCUAUAUAGAAUGAUAUAGGGUCCUUGAAUGUUACCUAGUCCAAUCUUCUGCUCAGUGCAGGAUAGUCACAGGUGAAACAUUCCUCACUUCUCCUGUGCAUCUCUCAAGCAGGGUUUUGAUUAGUUUUGUUACCCUGAAGCAAAAAUACUGUGCAGCGCGUUAUUUACCCAUAGCACAGAAUGAGCAAAAGCGCUGAGAAAGAGAAAGAGUGCCUUACUUUAAGGGUUUUUUGAGUUUGUGGCACAGGAAAGAUUCACGCCACAUAUCUCUCCAAACUUCAUAUGAGUCUCAUCCCACGCAAGCCUCCUUGUCUUUUCACUUGCAGACCUAGUAGCAGCAGGACCAGUGGGAAAACCUUACUGCGAGGCCUCCAUGUAAGGCCUUCAUCCCUACCAUCUAGGACAUUAAACAACAUCUCGGGAAUCCUGGGAAAGCUGUAUUUCCCAAGGUCAGUAGCACCUUCAGGAUUGUCAUUGCAGGAUUUCUGGUGAUACUGAGAUUGCUAACAAGAUCGCCAUUCUGCACCUGCCACCCCAAACCACAAAGUAGGGAAAACAUUUGACAGGAGACAGGGAGGAAAAAGGAACAUAGGAAUUCUGGAUUGGGUUAAAUCUAAACCACAGAUGCAUUUUAGGGGUAAAAAAGGUAAAGGUAAAGGACCCCUGACAGUUAAGUCCAGUCCCAGACGACUCUGGGGUUGCGGCGCUCAUCUCGCUUUAUAGGCCGAGGGAGCCAACGUUUCUCCGCAGAUAGUUUUUCUGGGUCAUGUGGCCAGCAUGACUAAGCCGCUUCUGGUGCAACGGAACACCGCAGCCAAGCAUUACUCAUAACAUAAGUUCAUAUUACAAGUUGGGUAAUUGUGAAUGUUGUUGGCUUCACUCUCUACAACUGAAAGUUUUCUUGGUUGUUGUUUUUUAUGCUCAGACGCAAGUUGAUAAGCAACUCAUCUGUCAUUUCGCUGGAUAAGGAAUCAUCGGGACAUGCUUUUCUUGACCAGCUUAUUUGCCCUUUGUGCCAAGAGCUGUUUCUCCGACCUUUUAUGCUGCCAUGUAAUCACUGCAUUUGCGAUAAGUGCAUAAUGAAGAGCCAACUUCAGGCUGAGAUCACAGAGAACUUCUUCAUCAUCACAUGCCCCAUUUGCAACAAAGCCCACUGCCUUCCAUUUGCCAAGAAAAUCCAGCUGCGGAUGAAUUACCUAAGAGCCAGAUUGGCCAGGAAAUAUAUGCGUCGAUACGGUUUUCUGCGGUGGAGGUUUGACAGAAGCCGGCUACCGAUUUAUUGCCAACUUUGUGACGAGCGCCGGAAGGCCACCAAGAGAUGUGUGACAUGUCAGUUGAAUUACUGUAAUCUUUGCCUGAGGAACUUUCACCAGGAUAUCUCGUACCAAAAUCAUGUCUAUGCCAAAAUCAGUGACGAAGUUUGGGAAGAAAGAAACUGUUUGAUCCAUGGUGAUUCAAUGAUCUCAAAAUACUGUCUUGAUGACCAUGAACUGCUUUGUGAAUACUGCGCUGAUGCCCACCACACGGAUCAUGACACAGUUCCUUUGCCACUAGCAUGUUCAAAACUGUCUGCUGCAUUAUUCGGUUCUAUUGCGAAGUUUAAAAAAGGUCCCUGUUUGUAUUUACUUUCCUUCUGCUUGAUUUGUUAUUGUAAUAUAGGCUUUGAUGAGUCUCAAAGUGCAAUUAUAAACACACCGGUGCAAUGGCACCCACAUUGUGUAAAUCUUAGGUUUGUAUGUACAUUUUAUCUGAAAACCACUGAAAGAGUAGUGAAAUAGACAUAAUGUAGGGACAUCUAUGGAUGCAUGCAUGCUAUACCUUUAAAAGACAUUUGCCUCCUUCAAAGGUUUCUGGGUACUGUAGUUUAGCUCAUACUGAUUUACAUGUCCCAGCAACACCUUAGCAAACCACAGUGACCAGAAUUCUUUGGCGGCGGGUGUGUGUGUGUGUGUGUGUGUGCACUUUGAAUGUACUUUAAUGGUAUCACAUGUAGACGGGUCAUCAAGGCCUUUCUGAAAUUGUAAAUGUAGCUGCAGGGGUCAGAUUGGGGCAAUGCUGCAAGUGUGCUAACCCUCCCCAUGAUUUCUGCAUUAUGCAAUCACUCCUGAGCUGCUGUUUGUUCUUUGAGGGUAAGCACACAAGCAUGGUCACAUCCAUCCCGUGCAUUUAUAGCACAUUUCUGCCAAUUUAACUUUCCCACAAAGGAUCCUGUGGACUGUAGUUCACUCCUCACAGAGCUACAAUUCCCAGCACCCUUAAACUGCAGCUUCCAGGAUUCUUUAAAUAUAUGGUGUGAAUAUGACCAAUGUAUGUGUUGACUCAACAGUCAACAGACUCAACAUGCUGUUCCAACAGAGAGAGUUUAUCUAUGGGGGAAACAGCAAAGGAGAGCAUUAAUAGCACCUACAGCUCUGCUCCACCAACCCACCAACCCCUGGUGGCUCUCUUCACAUUUAAAAACACUGUGGGAAAUCUGAUCAUUGUUGUCCAAUUUUUUAUUUACUUUGAGGAAUUGUUCCCACAAUGCUGUACAUUCAAAUCCAGUUUACAUUGUGUUAAUGGGACUCCAACUUAUCGUCUUGAACUGAACCAUAGUGAAGCUGCUGUUUCCAAUACAGAUCACGCUAAAUGUAGUCAACCUAUAUGAAACCCUGUCUCACUUUUAACUUUUACUACAUUUUGUGAAUGAGUAGAUGAACAGUGAUAUCAUGAUUGUUUUUGUGAUAUAAUGAUUGUUUUUGUGUGUUUCAGUACGAUUUAUAAUUGAUAAUGAUCUAAUGGAAGUCCUUGUAUUAAAAAACAAUUUUAAGUCCUAUAAAGAAACAAAAAGGAGGGAGAUCAGGAACGGUUUCAUGAGGUUACAGAGCAUCCUUCAACAACGGGAGAAAGAGCUGAUGGAGGCAGUAGAAAACCUUGAGAUUCAAAAACAGAAGGCACUUUACGAGUUUGCCGAAUACACAAGCAAGAGAAUUGAUCAGAUGGACAGCCUUAUGCAGUAUUCUAAGGAAGCUCUAAAGGAACAAAGCCAGCUUGCCUUCCUGCAGUCUGCAUAUGGGCUAGUAGUUGAAAUAGAAGAUGCAAUUGCUAAUAUUUAUCAGCCUAGCCCACUUCUCAGGGAAGACCCUAUUAAGCACCUUAAAGUCAACUUUGAGGAACUUGCACAAAAGUUACAAACCAUUUUCCCAGCCCUUUCAAAGAAAGUGUAUGAUAAAACAGGCAAAAGUCCUUACCCCUGCAGUUCUGACAUAAUGAUUCCAAGGGAUGUUUCCAGUGCGCACGUCCCAAAUCCAUUAGGAAUGGAUCGUAGUCAGUCUUUAGCAUCAUUUACUUCAUUAGAUCAAGACAUAAUGAACGACAUGUAUCUAAGACCCAAAUCCUUACCUCCUAACUUGAAAGAUAAUGGGAUGUAUGCAAUUUGGGACGCAGCAUCAGAUACUUCAAGAAGCGAUAGGAGAUUUCAAAACCAAGGUAUCUACUACAAUCCAGAAUUACAUGGAGAAGCCCAAUCUACCACUGUUCCUGGCAUUGUUAUCGUCUACCAAACACUUGUAUUUCCAACUCUUGCUAAGGUAAGAUUUUUUUACAUAAUGUUUCAUACACAUUGUACAUGCACUGAGAGCAUUUGUAGGCCAAGGGCUCAUCCCCACUUCCGGUUGUGCCAUUAUUUUUAGGCACAGGCCCGUGAUUUCUAGGCACGGGUCUGAGUGGUUUGUUGUUGCCAUCCUGCCAGUUUUCCUGGGGAAACCUGCUGAUUACUGCUGAAUCAGAACAAACAUCACUGAGGACUGACAUUUGUUCUGAUUCAGUCGAAAACAGUGGGUUUUUCAGCCAGUGCAUGUUGCCCAAUGCAGUGGUCCCCAACUUUUUCUGUGUUGAGAAAGUACAGUGGUACCUCGGGUUACAGACGCUUCAGGUUACAGACUCCGCUAACCCAGAAACAGUACCUUGGGUUAAGAACUUUGCUUCAGGAUGAAAAUAGAAAUCUCAUGGUGGCAGCGGGAGGUUAAGAACAAUUUCAGGUUAAGAACGGACCUCCAGAACGAAUUACGUUCUUAACCCGAGGUACCACUGCACUUGUUUAACUGGGGGAUUUUCUUUGUCAGACCUGCUUUCCUCUCUCUGUGAUUUCCUCCCUUGUGCUUCUCAGCUGAAUGGAGAACAGCAGAGGGUGGUGAAAAGGAAAUUUUCCCCUUGGAGCUCCAUCUGUUCUUCCUGUUGCUCUGCUGGGAGGGUAUGUUGUGAGCCCUGUAAGAUUAGGCUGUGGACCAGAAGCAGCUUGGUGGCUGCAGAUUACAAACUUCUAAACUAGAGGUAGAGGGAUCAUGUUUCUUGGACACCUGAAGGCAGCCCUUUUUAGGGAAGUUUUUAAUGUUUAAGGCUGUGUUGUGUUUUUAAUAUUCGGUUGGGAGCCGCCCAGAGUUGCUGCGGAAACACAGGCAGAUGGGCAAGGUAUAGGUAAUAAAUUAUUGUUAUUGUUAUUAAUUGGGGACUAUGUAUACAAACCGGAGAAUGUGCUUACUGUAUUUGCCUGGAGAAUGUACAAAAUGCAGUUCAGAUGCGCACAUUCCCCAAGGUCUGUUGGAGAUUAUGCAUAAUGUCAUUCUUUUUAUUUAUUAGCUGCUUGUCUCCUGAAGGUCUCCAAACAUAAAUAAUAAAAGCAAUAACCAGACACAUUAAUUAACAAAUAAACAAAAAUAAACAAAACCCCAACCUCCACCUAGUCAAAAAAUCAGUCACAUGAAACCAACAAUUUUUCUCUCUUUAACCUCUCCACCCUGCUCAUCAACUGGACAAUGUACAAAGUUCUGUCAAGAUAGGCACACUCCCCAAAGCCUGUUAGGAAUUGUGCAUAAUGGCCAGAGAAGGUACAAAAAAUGCAGUCAAUAUAAAGACAUUAUCCCGGGCCUAUAGGGGAUUAUGCAUAUUGACUAGAAAAUGUGCACAUUUCCCUCUUCGUUGAUGAAUUAUGUGCACUUUUUACAGGCACAGAAGAAGGCGAAAGCUAUUUUUAGAAAUCUCAUGAGAGAAACAUAUGUACUUGAUGGUGGUGAGCUGAUGAGUGUAUUUGUGGAGUCCACCUCCCAUUUUGCCACCCCAUCUGAAGGUGGCAAAACUGGAAUGUUGGAAAUGGGGGGCGGGUUUGAAAGGCCUUAGUUAAUGUGGAGUGUCCCUGUGCCCUCCUUGUAAGGUUAUUAGAUUUAAAGGUUACAAAUAGCAAGCAUUGAGAUGUUGCUACGUGAUCCAAAAUACUGGUAUGGUAGGAGAAGUUCGCUACAUAUAUCAUUGACAUAUUUUAAUGGAAUUUUUUUUUUUUUUUGCUAAAAAAUUUAAACUCUGUGAAACUAAUGGUUUUAGCUCAUUAAAUGCAACAUGAAAAUAUAUUCAGUGUUAUCUUUUUGUGUAUAGAUUUACUGGACAUGUCCUACAGAAGAAGUUGAUAGCUUUGAGGUUGCUUAUUAUGAAGUAGUUGAUGAAGAGGCAGCUGAGAAUUUAAUUCAGCCACAACUUGUAGGAGUGCUAACUGGGAUCGCCCAACAGAAUCUGGAAAUACAUAAUCUGACACCUAAUACAGAAUAUCUCUUCAAAGUCCGGGCUGUCAACGAGCAUGGUCCGGGCCCAUGGAGCGAAAUUUGUAAGGUACAAUCUAUCUACUCCUUCCUGCUUGUACUUUUCCACUGAUGUCAUACCAUGCAUACAAAGGCAAUAAUAAAAUAUUAGAUAGGAUAUGUUUCUCAGUAGGUUAUUUUGCUGGUUGAAUUAACCAGUGCUAGAUACUGCCCCAGCUCCAUCAGUCUCAAACCAAGCUUUGUCAACAGUUAUUAGUGAAUUGUUUGUAACAAUCAGAUCCUGUGCUUUAUUGUAGCUAGCUGACUCUUGUGUGAGGACCAUGUAGGAGAAAAGGAAAAUAAGGUGUUCUUUAAACGGUUGGUUGUGGUCCAAGAAAAAUCAGCCACCAAACACUUUUGAUACCCAUUUUUGUGCUCCUAUCUAGGUUGCAUCUAAGACAAUCCUAUUGCUCCCCCUAUGACAAGAGAGGUAUAGAUGAGGUUGCAGCCAUCUCCUCCCCCCACCCCGCUUGCAGUUCCUACACACCAUACCCCACAACUGUCCCGAUUAAAUUGGGACAUCCUGGUUUGGGAUGCCGAGCUCUGAAAAUAAGACCCCCAAAUGCAUGUUUUGGGGCUCAGUGAUCUCGUACGAGUCACAUGACUCACACAGAAGCAGGGUCGGGAAGACAAGUGUCCCAGUUUUGGGGGUCAAGAUGUUGGAGAGUUUGACUGACACCGACACGCACACAUCAUGGUGUCUUCUGGAAGCACCAUAAAUACUACCAUAUUAUUGUGGCAUAGAUUUUCAUGGAACAGAGUGCCCACCCUUUUAUUGGUCUAGGAAAGCUCAAGCCACACACAAAGUUAAGUCUUUAGGGUGCAGCAAGACUGUCAGCACAUCUGCUUAGUCAAAAGUCGCUUCCUUCGAGUUCAACAGGGCUUCAGUAUGCAUGAAUAGGAUUGCAACUUUCAGCACAAUGAAUCCACUGGGUGUGGUUUCAGAACUGACAUCUCAAAUCAAUCUGAACGUAUGUGCUGUUUUUUGUUUGUUUCUUUAUGGUAGAAAUUGCUUGUGUAUAGCAGGGGUCAGCAAACUUUUUCAGGAGGGGGCUGGUUCACUGUCCCUCAGACCUUGUGGGGGGCCGGGCUAUAUUUUUUUUUUGGGGGGGGGAUGAAUGAAUUCUCAUGCCCCACAAAUAACCCAGAGAUGCAUUUUAAAUAAAAGGACACAUUCUACUUAUGUAAAAACAUGCUGAUUCCCAGACCAUCUGUGGGCCGGAUUCAGAAGGCGAUUGGGCCGGAUCUGGCCCGAGCCUUAGUUUGCCUACCCAUGGUGUAUAGAAUAGGGGCCCUGAGAGACAAUUCAAUGUGUCUCUUAACAUGAGAGCUUCCAUAAUGGAUACAUUUUGUGCAGUAUUUCCCCCACUCCUAACAAUUUGGAAUGCUGUGUGGUCACAGUAGCAGGGGGGCAUGUGGAAGACUUGUGUUCCACUCCAUGACUUAUGGACAGUUGACCACAGAGUGUUAUCUAAAGUGCAAUACAAGCAAAAUUGGAGGUAGUCCUUCAGGCUAAAUAUCUAAGAAACGUUGAGAAAAGUUAAAAUAUGUUUUAACAAAAAUUCCUCAGAGAAGUGGUGCAUAUCUUUGUCAGUCACUAACUGGAAUAUGUGCAUCUUCAGUGGGGACUGAGUGAGGGUACAGAAGCACUGUCCAUUUCUAUAGCAAGGGCAAGAAAAUCAAAAUCUCCAAGCUCCUGCUGAAUUCUUGUCUAGUACUGCACAUCUUGCAGGCACAGGAGAAUGUCUAGAAGACAGUAUUCUAACUUAUUUGUCUUCCUCACCCACUCUCAUUCCAGCAGUAGGGUAGGCUUAGGAAUGGAGAUAUGAAGGAGGCUGCAAAGUAAAAGGAAAUAUUAUCUGCAACCUCUUAGCAAGAACAGCAUGAAUUUCCUUUAGGGAGUAACAGCUAAAGUAGCACCUGUAAAUGCAGGAUUAGGGAUAAAGACUAGUUCUCCCUGCAUCUGUGGAGCAAACAUACAUGUCCAGUAAUGUGUGGGCUUAAAAAAAGAAAAGAAAAAUAGCCCAGUCAAUUAUAUCCUGAUGGAUGUUAGUAGGAAGGCAUAGUCUACAGAAUUUCCCAGCUGCAGACAAGGGAAGAGGAACUUGAAAUGCCAUUCCUCAAACUAAAUAGCAAUGAACAAACAGAAGCUAUUUCAUUUGGAAUAAAUUGAAGUAUACUUUUUUUUUACAUAGCAGAUUGUGAAGAGGGAGUUAUUUAAGCCAUUUUGCAAAUUCCUAGAUUUGAAAACAGAAGUCUGAAAUAAAGUGUGUGUUUUGUUUAGCAGAAACAAUCUUUUUCUGGUUCUUAUUCAUCCUUUUUCAAACGUCAAAACAUAUUGAAUAGAUUCCUUAUUUUUAUUGCCCAGCUGUUAUUGCAGCUAGAACAUUCACCACAUUAUUUGAUUUAAAAACCCUGAAGCGGCAAUCCUAUCCCCCCACCCCCAGGCAAAGUAUUAUGUCAGUUGUUUCCUCCUCCUCUUUGUUGCUCGUUUUUUUUUUAAUCCAUUCUGUACAGAGUAACUUAUUGAUUUUAUAUAUCUCUAUGUUCACCAGUGGACCUAGAUUCUGAGCUUUCACUUAUAAAAAAAGAACAGUUCCUCUUUAGAAUGAACAUUGUUGAGCAAAAAAAAGAACAGUUCCUCUUUAGAAUGAAGAUUGUUGAGCAAAAUAUGCAAGCAAAAUUCAAAGCAAGUGUUUUGUGAGGUAUGAGCCUGCUUCCACCUUUCAGUGGUUUGCACAAAUGAAUGAAGUCACAACUGUGAUUGAUAAGCCCUUCAGAUAAGUUUAGAGUCCUGCCUGGUUCAUCUUCAAGAUAUAUACUUAGUCAUUUUGAAGUUCCCUCCCCUUCUUCACCUUCCCUGAUAGAGGGGUGACUGUUAGCCAGAGAAAAUAAUUGAGAAAUUCAGCAUUUCAGUAUCUCUGUGAUUGGUUAGUAUGGAAAAUAUUAAAAUUGUGAAGUGCAUUCCAGCAUUGUUAUCCACUCUCUUGCUUUGUUAAGUUUAUUCCCUUUCCUUUCCAUUUUUUUGGAAAAUGCAGUUGGGCAGGGCAGGCUAAGUUGACUACAUUAGUAGAUGGUGCAGUUGGGCUGCACUGCUCGCUUGACCUACCUCUGGCUGAGUUGCUGCUGCAGACUGGGAGGUGCAAGGUCAGCAUGGUGCAAAAGCACUAGUGGAGGCAAUCUAGCACUCCUGCCAGUGUUUUUGUACCACACUGACCAUGCUACUAUCUCACUCAUUACUCUCUUGAUCCUGGUAUACAGCAGCAAUUCAAUUGGAUGGAUGUUAAGUGAGCACUGAAGCCUCACCAUGCCCUCUGUGACUGGUUGAUCAUAGUAGCAAUGCAGUGGGAGAGGAAAUUUGUUACUUUCCCAGCUUCAGAGGAAAACAGAAGACUUUGAUGCAGCGCAAAUCCUUUUUGCUUGGCCUGUACUGAUAAAGGUUGCUGCAGUUAUUAUGAAGUGUAAAUAAUAAAUAACCACAACAAAGGCUCUUAGAAUAUUCUGCUUGCUUUUUAGCAAUUCAAUCCUGACUUUAUCAAAGCAGGGGUAUCUGAACUUUGGUUGCUACAAAUCUUCAAUCUCUUUUGACUGCUCCAGCCAUCUGAAGCAAAAAUGUCUGGUCUUGCCCUGAAUAUAGACACGUCACCCUAAGAUCAACUGAUGAAGUACCUACCAUCACAUAAGUGGUUUACAACUCAAGAAACACGAUUUCUUUGUACGGGUUAGGGUUAAGAUUGGGUGCUAUUCGUGCUAUUAUGUCUUUUAAUAGCUGUGUGUGGCAGGCAGAGAUUCUGCAUGUUAAGCAUUUUCAAGCCUUUUCAAAUAUGAAUGCAUUUAUAGGGAAAAGCUUCAUCUAUUGACCUUCUGGCCUUGCCCGCCCACAUUUCAGCAUUAGUUCUGCACACACUGGAAUUUGUAUAUGAGGAGCAAGAUUUGUCUUCCCUAUUCAUAUCUGUAGCCAUUCCCUUUUGCAUUUGUCCCCACCUUCUGAUUUGUCAGUUCUGUAAUACCGAUUAACAGUUGCAGGAAUGAAGGUUGCAAUACCAUAUAUGGAUGGGAAAAUAUCAUGAAAAAAAUUGUAAUGCCGAUUAAAUACUGACAGGGCAGGCACACAGAUAGCUGUACACAAAAGGCAGCAAAUGUAAAUUCUCGGCACACCAUUUUUAUUGUGUUUUCCUUCUGCAGUUCUUUUUUUGGUUUUGUGUAAAUAUGAUGGGUCAAAAGAUAAAUCUAUAUAUCUGUAUGGCUAUGCUCCAUUCAAAAGCGUGCCAAAAAUAGUUACGAGAAUCAAGGAGGAAAUGAAUUCAAUGGGCUGCUGAAUUCAUAGAAUCAUAGAGUUGGAAGAGACAACAAGGUCCAUCGAGUCCAACCCCCUGCCAAGCAGGAAACACCAUCAGAGCACUCCUGACAUAUGGCUGUCAAGCCUCUGCUUAAAGACCUCCAAAGAAGGAGACUCCACCACACUCCUUGGCAGCAAAUUCCACUGUCGAACAGCUCUUACUGUCAGAAGAAGAAGAAGAAGAGUUUGGAUUUGAUAUCCCGCCUUUCACUCCCCUUCAGGAGUCUCAAAGCGGCUAACAUUCUCCUUUCCCUUCCUCCCCCACAACAAACACUCUGUGAGGUGAGUGGGGCUGAGAGACUUCAAAGAAGUGUGACUGGCCCAAGGUCACCCAGCAGCUGCAUGUGGAGGAGCGGAGACGCGAACCCGGUUCCCCAGAUUACGAGACUACCGCUCUUAACCACUACACCGCACUGGCUCUCAGGAAGUUCUUCCUAAUGUUUAGGUGGAAUCUUCUUUCUUGUAGUUUGGAUCCAUUGCUUCAGAAUUGUCUGAAGGCAUUCCUGGUUGAGAGAAAGGACUACCAGGGAGGAUUCCUGACUCUAAAGAAAUGUGCAGUUCUACCUGUCCUUGAGUACAAAAUAGCAACCUAGGCAGUAGGCAGAUUGCUGUCAGGAAGAAUGCAUCUAAGUGACUUGGUGGAUGACAAUUGGUAUUGUUAUUAACACAGUUCCGUCAGUAAAUGGUCUCAUUGUCUCCUUGCUUUUCACAGUACAUUGUUGUUGCCUGGAAUGUGUGACUGGUAGUAGUGAUCAAUGAUGGACUGAGAUAUUGGAAUGACUGGGCUGGUGGUGCAUUUGUGUAUAUUGGUGGACAUGUGUGGGAUGCAGGAGUAGAAUGGGGUGGGUGAUAUUGAAUGGGUAAUAAAUAUGUUAUGAUUAGUAAGGCAUAAAUUGAGCAUGAGGUGUAAUAUUUUGUGAGUCAGGAUGCUUUUGACAAGAGGGAGGCUGGAGAGGGAAGGAAUUCCUGACUCUAAACAUGUUUCAAAAUGUGCUGCUGCUGUUUUUGUUUCUUGAGAUAUUUUAUUGAAUUGUGUUGUAGUGUUCUUCAAUAUUGCAUGGCAUUAUAUUGUAGUUACUCAGUUUCAUUGUUCGGUAUAUAAUAUUGAUAUGCUGUAUUGUCUAAAUUGCUUAGAGAUCAUUUGAGUAUUAAGUGAUAUAUAAAUACAUAAAACAAAUAUUUAAACAUGCCAAUAUAUGAUUUCCUACCAUGUCUAAGACCUUUUUCAUAUGCAGUUACUAUUCUUAUUAAUAAAACUCAGCAUGGAUUGCAUAUUGUGUGUUCCACUAGGUGGUGACUCCAGAAAUUCGUGCGAAAGUCAAAGGCAAAUGGGGAUUGCUACGAAAUGUUCAAUCUGCUUUCCAUAAACAGUCCUGACCUGCAAGCCAACCAACCCAAUUUUUAAAGAGAUGACUCAGAAGUAAGCCACUGGAUAGAAAGCAAUUAUAUUUUCUCAGAUGCCUUUCCUUUUCUUCUAAAGUGAAGCUAACUUGCAAGCUGAAAUCUGAGAGUAAACCCUUCAGAAUAAAGAUCUCCUAGCAAAUUAAA
Messenger RNA from Podarcis lilfordi (Lilford's wall lizard), 13925 nucleotides. Lineage: Eukaryota; Metazoa; Chordata; Lepidosauria; Squamata; Lacertidae. The record is from the annotation of a GenBank genome assembly.